Molecule: messenger RNA, 1820 nt
Organism: Zootermopsis nevadensis
Lineage: Eukaryota; Metazoa; Arthropoda; Insecta; Blattodea; Termopsidae
Product: beta-1,3-glucan-binding protein
Biological process (GO): carbohydrate metabolic process
Molecular function (GO): hydrolase activity, hydrolyzing O-glycosyl compounds
Source: RefSeq, a predicted model, not a curated record
AGGUUACCGAUCUGCCGUUACCAUUCAGCGUUUUCUGGGUCCAACAAUCAUACAGACUUCGGCCAUGAAAUUUCUCGUCGUACUGGCGUGCACCCUCGCUGUUGCUUCGUCGCAAUGUGCCCCAUCCGCCACUACGGCUAUUGGCACGAAGGCCCCAUCACAUAUCUGCAGCGGGGAUCUCAUCUUCAACGAAGAAUUCGACACUUUAGACUUAUCGACUUGGAACCACGAGAAAACUGCAUCUGGGGGUGGGAACUGGGAAUUUGAAAUUUAUGACAAUAACCGAUCCAACAGUUUUGUAAAAGAUGGAAAGCUCAAUAUCAAGCCUACGCUAACUUCGGACAAGUAUGGAGAAGAUUUUCUGUCGAGCGGCGUCCUCAACUUGCAGGGUGGAGCACCAGCUGACGCGUGCACAAAUCCACAAGACUGGGGCUGCGAACGUACAGGAAGUGCUUCAAACCUCCUCAAUCCCGUAAAUUCCGCACGAAUUCGCACAGUGGAAUCCUUCAGCUUCACAUAUGGAAAAGUGGAAGUGAGAGCGAAAUUGCCAGCUGGCGAUUGGCUGUGGCCAGCAAUAUGGCUUCUGCCGCGGUACAAUUAUUACGGUUCCUGGCCUUCUUCUGGUGAGAUAGACCUCUCUGAGGGUCGUGGAAACAGGAAUCUGAUCAAUAAUGGACAAAAUAUUGGUACUGAACUGACUUCUUCCACUCUGCAUUUCGGACCUUUCUGGCCACUCAAUGGAUUCGAACACGCACACUUCGAGAAGAACACAGCCUCUGGAGCAGGCUUCGAUACAAACUUCAAUCUCUUCCAGCUCGAAUGGACUCCAGAUUACAUUCAGUUUGGCAUCAAUAACGAAGUUAUUGGCAAAGUAGCGCCUUCAGAAGGUGGGUUCUGGGAGCUAGGUCAGUUUAGUUCACAAGUUGGAACUAUUGACAAUCCCUGGAAAUUUGGAAACAAGAUGGCACCCUUUGAUCAACCAUUCUACUUUAUACUUAAUGUUGCUGUUGGAGGAGUGAAUGACUUCUUCCCUGAUGGUGCACAGAAUCCAGGAGGUAAACCAUGGCUCAAUACCUCACCCCAGGCAUCGACCGACUUCUGGAAUGGACGCAACCAAUGGCUCCCAACCUGGAAUAGUGACAAUACAGCCUUGCAAGUGGACUACAUUAAAGUGUGGGCCUUGUAAAACUACUUUCUACUAAAGCAAGGGACUAUAUGAUGAUUUCUGUGAUUCAAAACAACUUCCAGCUGUUUAAAAAUACUGUGAGAUGCACCACAUACUUAGAAGAAACAUGUAUCAGUCACCGUAACUUAAAAAAAAUUGAAAAAAGUCUAACAUUAAUAAAUUAGUAUUAAUACAAGCUCUUGGCUGAAAGUAGUUGUUCUGAGGAUUUAUGUCUGGCCAAACAAUUGGAGCUUAUUUCCAUUCAUAAAAUUCAAUUCAAUUCAGUACCAGUAAAAUAAUAACUUUUACACAUUUAUGUUUUCUUAUCACAAAUAAUCAUGUCUCCAGCAUCAAGAUUAAACACAUACCUUUGGAAUAAGAGUAUAAUCUCUUCCAAAAUGUAUAACUUUUACAACAUUUUCCUACCUCUAAACAACACCAUUAUUUACCUUUUAACUAUUCCCCUAGCCUCAGUAUUACAUCAGACCAAGGCCUGGUCAUCUGUACCUGACCUAGGCAUGACCUCAAUGACAAAUGGGGCAGGACUCUUAUUAAAUAAUACACAAUCUAUAAAUCAGCAUUUGAAUUAUGAAAACACUGACAUCAAAAUGUAGUCAGUGUUCUUCUGUACAACAUAAAAAUUCUUUUACCUGUA